This is a messenger RNA of Boeremia exigua, 1283 nucleotides long. RefSeq lists its product as uncharacterized. The coding region runs from base 294 to 1127 and encodes 277 amino acids. Lineage: Eukaryota; Fungi; Ascomycota; Dothideomycetes; Pleosporales; Didymellaceae. The transcript has a single exon. The record is from RefSeq and is a predicted model, not a curated record.
AUAUAGAAAGUUGCACCCAAGCAAUUUGACAUCAAACUUCCUAUUUUAUGAAUUUGGCGUUGAUAUAGCUUUGGGGAGAUCGAAUCUUUGCUCCCAAGAACCCCUGCGCACACUUAAUGCGCUGAUGGUCCCGUAGCUCCGAAACAUACCACACACCAUCCUUCUGGCUCUGCUGAAAUUUUCACGCUGCCUACUCCAAGGGCGUGUAAUUGCACCAACUAUAUCACGACACGAUGUAUGCAUAAGCGCCGUCGAACAACUGAGAUCGUUGUCUGAGCAAGUGAACUGCGAACAUGGCACGUCGCAAGGAGGCACCUAUGGUGCGCCGCCGGACGAAAGAGAUCGAUGCACUGAUUGCGCAAAUGAACGCCGUCAGCAUCGAGGAGCAGCCACAGCAGCAAGACAGCGAGAACGAAGGGGAAGUGCGCAAGCCUUUUCGCUUCUUCGACCUGCCGUACGAGCUCCGCCUCCGCGUGUACGAGCUGCUGCUCAUAUCGCCGAAAACGAUGGAUCUCGAUCCUGCAAACCACCGCACCGUCGCGCCAACCCUUCGAAUAUUCUACGUGUGCCGCCGCAUGCACGAUGAAGCCGCGCACGUCUUCUACGGCCGCAACACCUUCCGCCUGUUCCCGAUACAUGGUCGCUACAUCAAUGCGAAGUACCCGUUAUUCGCGCGUGUGCCGCGCAAGUAUCGGGCGCUCAUAACAAGGCUGGAGCUGCGGCUAGGCCCAGGCUUCACACGCCCUCCGAAGGGAUGGGUGGUGGACAGCCGGCUUGGUCUCUCUGCGGUGACGAAAGCAUACAGGCUGAAGAUUUUCGUGGAGAUUGAUCCAGCGUCCAGCGAGAUCUUUGAUGGUUUCAGGACCGGCGAGAAAUCCUUCUACACCGAAUACUGCGUGGGGCUGCUGAGGGCACUACUUGCGCAGAUUCCAGCGGUAGGCGAGGUCGAGCUGGACGCAUACCCCAGUGUGAGUAAGGAUAGCCCCUUAUUGAAGGGCUUGCUGGAAGAGGCGAAGCUCCACCAGAAGAAGAUCACAUGGGGACCAGAGAGGGGGUGGGACACAAUUGUGGAGAAGGAUUUAGUUGGCAUCCUAGAGAAGAUGGGGUUGGGAGGGAUCUGGUCAUAGCAGCUACGAGACAAAUGAUUUACGACACCUCUGUUUCAUUAUACGCUCAUGGUCGUGGUCGAAGGUUCGGAUGUCCGUUUGGCUGCUCGCUCCCAGACCCAAGGCACACCCAAAGCUUGGCAUUCACGUCCGGGCAGCCUGUAGAUCUGGCACGUU